GGCCACUCUACCACCAACGGUUUGGUCUUCGUCUGUACACCCGAACCUGGCAUAUUCAUACGGUGACUGCAAGGUGAGCCACAACUCAGAGGCAAGCAGAGUCAGCAAAGAUAUAUGAAAGGGAGGAGAGGGGUUGAACAGAUUAUUACUCUCAGAAACCAGCCCCUUCUACCCUACCGUUCUUCCUCCUAUACAAUACAACAACUACUCUCUUGCGUUGUACUCGGAGCCAGGAUCAGAUGGAUGCCCUUGCUUUGCUGCCUAUCCUGAUCUCUUCUCCUCUCAGGAUGUAGGCAGAUCGAGUAAUCAGUGGCUCACAUUUUGACAAGACACUCAAGGGAGCGGCACUGAUGCUAUAAGGUGAGCCUUGACCUUAUUCCAAGUCUGAUCGAAUAAGAAGGGAUGGCAGAGAUUGCUGUUCUUCUCGUCCUGAAGAAGAUUGCCAUAGCUCUGGCAGGAGAGACCCUAAGUUUUGCUAAACCAUUGCUUGCAAAGAAGUCUGAGUCGGUGGCAGCACUCCCAGAUGACAUGAAACUGAUUAGUAAUGAGCUCGAGCUUAUCCGGGCGUUUCUCAAGGAAAUCGGCAGGAAAGGCUGGAAAAGCGAAGUGAUAGAAACAUGGAUAGGGCAGGUCCGAAGACUGGCUUAUGAUAUGGAAGACACUGUAGACCAUUUUAUUUACGUUGUUGGUACACACGAUCAGAUGGGAUCAUGCUGGGAUUACAUGAAGAAGAUAGCCAAGAAGCCUCGGCGUCUGGUUUCACUAGAUGAAAUUGCUAGUGAGAUUAAGAAGAUAAAGCAAGAGCUUAAACAACUCUCGGAAAGUAGAGACCGCUGGACUAAACCCUUGGAUGGCGGGAGUGGUAUACCUGCAGGAAGCUAUGAAACUGAAAAGGAAAUGUAUCUUCCUGGACAUGAUUACACAAUCAGCGACGAGGAGCUUGCAGGAAUUGAUGAAAAUAAGCAAACCUUGAUUAGUUCAUUAAAAUUUGAAGAUCCAUCACUUCGGAUCAUUGCUGUCUGGGGUAUGGGUGGCGUUGGAAAAAGCACUCUUGUAAAUAAUGUGUACAAAAAUGAAGGAUCCAACUUUGACUGCCGUGCAUGGGUUUCUAUCUCUCAGUCAUAUAGACUAGAAGAUAUAUGGAAGAAAAUGCUGACAGAUCUCAUCGGGAAAGAUAAGAUAGAAUUUGAUCUUGGAACAAUGGAUAGUGCAGAACUAAGAGAGCAAUUGACAAAAACUCUAGACAAAAGGCAGUACCUGAUCAUACUGGAUGAUGUCUGGAUGGCUAAUGUUUUUUUUAAAAUUAAAGAAGUUCUUGUAGAUAAUGGCCUUGGAAGCAGAGUAAUAAUCACAACAAGAAUUGAGGAGGUAGCUUCACUAGCUAAGGGUAGUUGUAAGAUCAAAGUAGAACCUCUGGGUGUCGAUGAUUCCUGGCAUGUAUUUUGUAGGAAGGCAUUUCUGAAAGAUGAAAACCAUAUCUGCCCUCCAGAGUUGCGUCAGUGUGGUAUAAACAUUGUGGAGAAAUGUGAUGGUUUGCCAUUAGCCCUUGUGGCAAUAGGAAGCAUAUUGUCGCUGAGACCGAAGAAUGUUGACGAGUGGAAGCUAUUUUAUGACCAGCUUAUCUGGGAGCUACACAACAAUGAGAACCUUAAUCGCGUGGAGAAAAUUAUGAAUCUAAGUUAUAAAUACUUACCAGACUAUUUGAAGAACUGCUUCCUGUAUUGUGCUAUGUUUCCAGAAGACUAUCUAAUACACAGAAAGAGAUUGAUUAGAUUGUGGAUAGCUGAAGGAUUUAUUGAACAAAAAGGGGCAUGCAGCUUAGAAGACACUGCUGAAAGUUAUCUUAAAGAACUUAUACGACGGAGCAUGCUUCACGUUGCAGAGAGGAACUGCUUUGGUAGGAUUAAAUGUAUUCGAAUGCAUGAUCUUGUGCGUGAACUUGCCAUUUUCCAAUCUAAAAGAGAGGGUUUCAGUACAACUUAUGGUGGAAAUAAUGAAGCAGUGCUAGUGGGAUCAUAUUCUCGACGAGUGGCUGUGCUCCAAUGCAGCAAGGGCAUUCCAUCAACCAUUGAUCCAUCCAGGCUUCGCACCUUAAUUACAUUCGACACCAGCAGAGCAUUAUCUGUGUGGUAUUCUUCUAUUUCCUCCAAACCAAAGUACCUUGCAGUAUUAGACUUAUCAAGCUUGCCUAUUGAGACUAUUCCAAAUUCAAUUGGAGAGCUUUUCAACCUUAGGCUUUUAUGCCUCAAUAAAACCAAAGUGAAAGAGCUCCCUAAAUCUAUUACAAAACUUCAAAACCUACAGACAAUGAGUCUUGAGAAUGGGGAGUUAGUGAAGUUCCCACAAGGGUUUUCAAAACUGAAGAAAUUGCGACAUCUUAUGGUUUCACGGUUGCAAGAUGUAACUUUCAGCGGUUUCAAAAGUUGGGAAGCUGUGGAGCCAUUUAAGGGCUUGUGGACUUUGAUUGAACUGCAAACUCUGUAUGCCAUUACAGCAAGUGAAGUAUUAGUUGCAAAACUUGGAAAUUUAUCCCAGCUGAGGCGGCUUAUAAUUUGUGAUGUAAGGAGUAACUUAUGUGCACAGUUGUGUGGCUCUUUGUCAAAGUUGUGCCAGCUGUCACGAUUAACGAUAAGAGCAUGCAAUGAAGAUGAAGUGCUACAGCUGGAUCAUUUGACAUUUCCAAAUCCUCUUCAAACCCUUAGUUUAGAUGGACGACUGUCAGAAGGAACUUUCAAAUCUCCCUUUUUCUUAAAUCAUGGAAAUGGGCUUCUUAGGCUAAUGUUGUUUUACAGUCAGCUUUCAGAAAAUCCAGUACCACACCUCUCUGAAUUGUCAAACUUGACUAGGUUAUCCCUUAUAAAGGCAUACACCGGCCAAGAAUUAUACUUCCAAGCAGGUUGGUUCCUGAAUUUAAAAGAACUUUACUUGAAGAAUUUGUCCCGGCUCAAUCAAAUAGACAUACAGGAGGGAGCUUUGGCCAGCCUUGAACGUAUAACAAUGAAACACCUCCCGGAGCUACGGGAGGUUCCAGUCGGUUUCAGAUUUCUCAAGUCCCUAAAAACAAUAUUUUUUUCCGAUAUGCAUCCUGAGUUUGAAAGCAGCUUUCAAAAGGAAAUGUAGAUCAUAUCCCGUACAUAUGCAGGACAACAACAUAAGUAUGGUUUGUUUGUAUGUCUACGUGUACCUUCUGUCCUCUCCCAAAAAUAGGGCGGGUUGCAUUGGCGAAAAGUUCAUGAUGGGUGUUUUGAGCUUGGGCAAUUACUGUGGAGAGGAAAUGCAGCACUAGGAUCCAAGCUUUCGAGCAGAAAGCAGCGCUGAAGCUGAAGGGCAUGUCAUGUCAUUCAGGUACCUAGUAGGAUCCAAACCUUCGAGCAGAAAGCAGCACAGGCACUGGCACCAAAGAGGAACCAUAGCCGCCAGGCAACAUCAGUCAUCAGGACCGGUUAAUAAUGUUUAUGUGUGAUAAUGUUGUUUCAAUAAUUAUUUGGAACCAUUUCGAACUCCGAAUACUUGAGAGUCUGUACGAAGCAUUUGGCAAUAAAUACUAUUUCAGAGUAAUUAUAGGA
This is a messenger RNA of Zea mays, 3566 nucleotides long. RefSeq lists its product as uncharacterized. NCBI's taxonomy places the organism in Eukaryota, Viridiplantae, Streptophyta, Magnoliopsida, Poales, Poaceae. The record is from RefSeq and is a predicted model, not a curated record. The transcript has 3 exons. Bases 403 to 3120 code for a protein of 905 amino acids. Gene Ontology annotation, biological process: defense response to other organism. Gene Ontology annotation, molecular function: ADP binding.